This is a messenger RNA of Macrosiphum euphorbiae (potato aphid), 1521 nucleotides long. Lineage: Eukaryota; Metazoa; Arthropoda; Insecta; Hemiptera; Aphididae. The record is from the annotation of a GenBank genome assembly.
AUGGCGACGCCGUCGUCGACGACGACGACCACCAGCAGCAAUGCCACAGCCGCGGACAACGCACCUUUGACGGCAGCCGCCGCUUCUUCAGCUGCCGCGGCGGCUUCUAUCGUCUGGCCGAACACCCGGGACAGUUACGAACUCCGCGAAGUCAUUGGCGUUGGUGCUACAGCUACUGUUCAUUGUGCUUAUUGUAAGCCUCGUCAAGAGAAAUGUGCCAUCAAGAAAAUAAAUUUAGAAAAAUGGAAUACCAGCAUGGAUGAAUUAACAAAAGAAAUACAAGCUAUGUCAUGGUGUCAGCAUGAAAAUGUUGUAACGUAUCAUACUAGUUUUGUAGUUGGUGAUGAAUUAUGGUUAGUAUUACGUUUGCUAGAAGGGGGUUCAUUACUUGACAUACUUAAACAUAAAAUGCGCACAAGUGAUUGUCGUCAUGGUGUUCUUGAUGAAGCUACUAUUGCAACUGUUUUAAGAGAAGUUUUGAAGGGCUUGGAAUAUUUCCAUUCUAAUAGUCAAAUUCAUAGAGAUAUAAAGGCUGGAAAUAUUCUUCUGGGUGAAGAUGGAACAGUUCAAAUAGCUGAUUUUGGAGUGAGUGCAUGGUUAACUACUGGUUAUGAUACUAAUCGUCAGAAGGUUCGACACACAUUUGUUGGCACACCUUGCUGGAUGGCUCCGGAAGUCAUGGAACAGGUACACACGGAUCACGGAUAUGACUUCAAAGCAGACAUUUGGUCAUUGGGAAUAACAGCCAUUGAGUUAGCUACUGGAACAGCACCAUACCACAAGUAUCCACCAAUGAAGGUUCUUAUGUUGACACUUCAGAAUGAUCCACCUACAUUAGAUACUGGUGCUGACCAUAAAGAUCAAUACAAAGCUUAUGGCAAAACUUUUCGGAAACUAAUUACCGAUUGUUUGCAGAAGGAUCCUACUAAAAGGCCUACAGCUACUGAACUUCUCAAACAUCCAAUUUUUAAGAAAGCCAAAGAUAAAAAAUACCUUCAAUCAACUUUAAUUGCAAUUGGUCCUAGUUUAGAAACUAGAGUACAAAAGGCAUCAAAAAGACAACCAGGCACAUCUGGCAGAUUGCAUAGAACAAUAACUGGAGAGUGGACAUGGUCAUCUGAAGAAGAAUGUGAUGGACAGUCAUCAGAUGAUGAGUGUCAAGAAAAACCAUUAAAUAAAUUAAUUGAGGUCCCUCAAUCAUCUGAUAGUGAACACGAAAGUGGCGAUGAACACUUAAAUCUUGUUCUACGUAUGAGAAACUCCAAUCGUGAACUUAAUGAUAUUCGAUUCGAGUUCUUGUUGGGAAAUGACACCCCCGAUGGUAUUUCUACUGAGCUAGUGGGAGCUGGAUUGGUAGAUGGCAGAGAUGCUGAUGUAAUAGCUAUGAACUUACGUGUGCUGAUAGGUAAUCAAACUCGCGACAGACCUGUUACUUUUGCUCUUGUAUCUGGCUGCAACGGUGAUGAAACACCAGAUGAAAAAAUGCUAGUUGGUUAUGCCCAGCUGUCUUAUGCAGAUUGA